Acanthamoeba castellanii str. Neff is the source of this 915-nucleotide messenger RNA. RefSeq names its product cell division control protein 2b, putative. The record is from RefSeq and is a predicted model, not a curated record. The transcript is spliced from 5 exons. Gene Ontology annotation, molecular function: cyclin-dependent protein serine/threonine kinase activity; ATP binding; cyclin binding. Gene Ontology annotation, biological process: G1/S transition of mitotic cell cycle; protein phosphorylation; regulation of gene expression. Gene Ontology annotation, cellular component: cyclin-dependent protein kinase holoenzyme complex; cytoplasm; nucleus. The coding region runs from base 1 to 915 and encodes 304 amino acids. NCBI's taxonomy places the organism in Eukaryota, Discosea, Longamoebia, Acanthamoebidae.
AUGCAAGCCAAACCCAGUCCCCUGCAGCGGUACGACAUCAAGGAGAAGCUCGGUGAGGGCACCUAUGGCGAGGUGUAUAAGGCCAUCGAUACCGAGAACCAGCGAUUCAUUGCCCUCAAGAAGAUGCGCCUCCUUGAGGCCGAGGACGAGGGCGUGCCUGCCACCGCCCUGCGCGAGGUGUCUCUCCUCAAGGAGCUUUCCAACUGCGCCAACAUCGUCAAGUUGCUCGAUGUCAUUCACUGCAACUCGACCCUCUAUCUGGUGUUUGAGUUCCUUGAUCAGGAUCUCAAGACCUACGUCGAAUCUACUGGCGCCGGCGCUCUUCCCACUAAGUUGGUCAAGAGCUAUCUGUAUCAGAUCCUCAAGGGCAUCGCGUACUGCCACUCGCACCGCAUUCUGCACAGGGACUUGAAGCUGGCCAACCUGCUCAUCGACCGCAAGGGCGUUCUCAAGCUGGCUGACUUUGGUCUCGCCCGCGCGUUUGGCGUGCCCAUCCGCACCUACACUCACGAGGUGGUCACGCUUUGGUACCGCGCUCCCGAGAUCCUGCUCGGCCAGGCUCGCUACUCCACUCCCGUCGACAUGUGGUCCGUCGGCUGCAUCUUUGCCGAGCUUGUCACCAAGCGUCCGCUCUUCCCGGGCGAUUGCGAGAUCGACGAGCUGUUCCGCAUCUUCAGGACUCUCGGCACUCCCAACGAGGAGGUGUGGCCCGGCGUCACUACUCUUCCCGACUACAAGUCCACCUUUGGUCAGUGGAAGCCUCAGAGCUUGGCCUCCGUCGUUCCCGGUCUCGACCCUCUUGGCCUCGACCUUCUCUCGAAAAUGCUGAGGUAUGCGCCUCAGGAGCGCAUCUCGGCCAAGGAAGCCCUCAAGCACCCUUACUUCGACGACCUGGACAAGACCAAGUACCCCUAA